Lactuca sativa (garden lettuce) is the source of this 605-nucleotide messenger RNA. The record is from RefSeq and is a predicted model, not a curated record. Lineage: Eukaryota; Viridiplantae; Streptophyta; Magnoliopsida; Asterales; Asteraceae.
CUAGCAGAGUCAUCCCGGAUGCAGCCAGACUGGUUGACCACCAUAAAUAUUCCAUGGUGUGGCUGCCGGCCGGAGAUCAGUGGCGAAGGCUAAAAAGAAUUACCAGAUAAUCUAUGUUCACCAUGCAACGCCUAGAUGCUAGCGAGAUCGUACGCCAGGAGAAGGUACACAAACUUCUUGAACAUGUUAGUCAAUAUUGUUCAAAUAAAAAGGCCCUAAACAUAGGUGCAGCUGCGUUUACUACAACUCUUAACAUUCUAUCAAACGUCAUUUUCUCAAGAGAUUUAUCUCAAUACGAUUCAGUGUCCUCCCAAGGAUUCAAGGAUGCUGUAUGUGGUUUGAUGGAACUUUCUGGGAACCCAAAUAUAUCGGACUUUUUUCCCAUACUUAAACCAUUCGAUCUACAAGGGUUUCUACGACGAUCAAAUGUUUAUGGUAAGAAGUUAUUGUCUAUAUUUGAUAUGAUCAUCGAUGAACGAAUCCAAGAAAGAUCCAGUUCAUCGUAUGAUGGUGAUCAUUCAUCGAAAAGCCGCGAUUUGUUGGACUUGCUGCUGGAUCUUAGCAUGAAAGAUGAAUCUGAAAUUAGUCCUAAUGAUAUGAGAUGA